AUGGUUAUUGUGGUAGAACAUGACGUUCUGGAGCGGUUGCAACUCUACAAGCAUCCUGCAAUACAAGCUGAUCUAAAUCCUUCUAGAUGUGCAGAAGUUUGCCGUGGUCCUUCAAAUAGUUACAUUAGGCCAAUCAAUAGUAAUGAUGGCAUGUUACGUAGCCUGAUGAUGCUCGGUAGCCCCUUACAAGCCGACCCUUUCUCGCUCUUUGAUGAACCGGGAUGGUUUAAGACGUUAUAA
Arabis nemorensis is the source of this 240-nucleotide messenger RNA. The record is from the annotation of a GenBank genome assembly. Lineage: Eukaryota; Viridiplantae; Streptophyta; Magnoliopsida; Brassicales; Brassicaceae.